AUGAGCGCUGCCUCCGGUUUGUUUCGCUUCGUCGGCUUCAAUCCCUGCGCGGCCUCCCGCGUCGCCAGGAUCGCAGACAUUGUCGCCGAGUACCCGUCCCACGACGCCAUCGUGCUAGGCGGGACCCAGCUGCGCAGCACGGGCGAGCAUGUCGAGCCAGAGCGAAUAGUGGAUUCGUUCCGUUGUUAUCAGUUUGGUUACAAGCGAAGGCCACUGGUUACACCAUCGUGUGGCAUCACCAUCCUGUUGAAGAAGAGUCGGUUUCAGAAGCACUCGGUCAAAAUAAUUCUUCCAGUACCCAAGCAGUUGUGGGGAAGAGCUGAAUGUCUCCUCGUGAGGCAGCAGGAGCAAGCGUUCGGCAUCAUCGGGCUCUACUUUCCACCUCGUGUUUCUAAGACGGGACAGAAGCAGGUGUAUGACAAAGCAGUCGCCUCCCUCGUGGCGUGGCUGCAGAGUACUCUCGAAUUUCUAGACAGCAAACACGCACUUCCCCUUCUCUACAUGGAUCUGAAUGGAGGUCUCAGGCAGUCAGAUGACGACUAUGUCGCAGGAGAACAUGGCGUCGGCAACCCCUGCCCCGCCUCAGCAGCCAUCCGCCUUGUGCUGCAGGCCUGGGACCUUUCCGCCGCGAACACGUUCUUCCCGAACCAAUCGAGAGUUGCCAAGUUCACGCUCAAAGCGCCAGGCGGCUCCAACUACAUCAGACUGUAUCAGCCAGGGACCACAGGCCAGUUGUUUUAG
Messenger RNA from Prorocentrum cordatum, 741 nucleotides. The record is from the annotation of a GenBank genome assembly. Lineage: Eukaryota; Dinophyceae; Prorocentrales; Prorocentraceae.